This is a messenger RNA of Polypterus senegalus (gray bichir), 700 nucleotides long. RefSeq names its product vitelline membrane outer layer protein 1 homolog. The coding region runs from base 43 to 618 and encodes 191 amino acids. The transcript is spliced from 5 exons. The record is from RefSeq and is a predicted model, not a curated record. NCBI's taxonomy places the organism in Eukaryota, Metazoa, Chordata, Cladistia, Polypteriformes, Polypteridae.
UUUGAGUGCCAAAGACCUCUGCUUUCACAAGACAAAGCAAAGAUGUCUUCAAACCACAAUGGAGUCCUGCUUAGCAUCCUUUGCCUUUGUGCAAUCAGUUGCACAGAGGUCUUUGGAUACUCUUCAGUAAUCAGUGUGAGAAAUGGAGGCCCAUGGGGCGAGUGGGAGUAUCGUGAAAAUUGUCCUAAAGGAUGGAUUGCCUAUGGAUAUGCUUUGAAGGUAGAUGACUCCCAAGGAAGUGGAGAUGAUACAGGACUGAAUGGAAUACAGCUGUUCUGUAAGGCAUCAGCAGAUUCUACUGAAACACAUCGUAUUGAAUCGGGGAUGGGCCAGUGGGGCACAUGGACAAGCCCAAAGUGGUGCAAAAAUAGUUUUCUCAAAGCAUUCAUAUUGAAAGUGCAGCAGCCUCAGGGAUACGGUGAUGAUACUGCAGCCACCGACAUCAAGUUCAUAUGCUCUGAUGACACAAUAGCAAAAAAAGGACGGGUCAUGGCAAGGUGGGGAGAUCAAAGUAGUGCCUGUGAAAAGGGCAUCUCUGGCAUUCAGACAAAGGUGGAGCCACCACAAGGAUCUGGAGAUGACUCGGCUCUGAAUGACGUCCGUUUUUUCUGCCGUUAAAUUCUGAGUCUGCACAGAACACCUUAGUGGCUUGUUGAGAAGGGACUUUAAUAUUUACAUGAUAGCGAUAUUUAAACUAAUA